Molecule: messenger RNA, 1716 nt
Organism: Punica granatum (pomegranate)
Lineage: Eukaryota; Viridiplantae; Streptophyta; Magnoliopsida; Myrtales; Lythraceae
Source: RefSeq, a predicted model, not a curated record
AGCGACGGGCAUCAGUGUACCCGCCAAUUCAUCCACCAACGACUCCAAAAGCUUCCCGCAAAACUGUUGACCCACUCAACCCUUCCAGCUCCUUCCUUCUCCCACACUUCACUCUGUUGGAUUAUGAUCCCAACUCAACUCCAUAGCAGCUAAGCUAAAGCUGUUCUUCCUCUUGAAAUGGCUGGAGACGUUCCUUCUUCCUCGUCCGGCGAAAUCCAACAGGUGAGGACGAGCUCGUGGAGGAUACACAGCAACAACAUCAUCCACCCAGUGGAUAUCGACACCCCGCCUCCCUCUGCCGUCGCCACGCCCUCCCCCACUCCAGUCGUCUACCGGGAGGUCAAGCACUUCAAGAAGUGGGCUCCUUGGCUGGUCCCCUGCUUUGUCGCCGCAAACACCACGGUGUUCGUGAUCACCAUGUAUGUGAACGCCUGCCCCAAGAACUCGGUCCAUUGCAUCGCGAAGUUCCUCGGGAGGCUCUCCUUUCAGCCCUUCAAGGAGAACCCUCUUCUCGGUCCUUCCUCUUCCACGCUUCUGAAGAUGGGCGCUCUAGAUGUUAGCAAGGUGGUUGACAGACGCCAGGUUUGGCUCCUGAUAACUUGCAUUUGGUUGCACGGAGGACUUCUCCAUUUACUGGCAAAUAUGCUGUCUCUCUUAAUUAUCGGUAUUGGGCUUGAGCAAGAAUUCGGGUUCGUGAGGAUUGGGAUGCUAUACAUAAUCUCAGGUCUCGGUGGAAGCCUGAUGUCGGCUCUUUUCAUCCAGUCAAACAUCUCUGUUGGUGCUUCCGGGGCACUUUUCGGUUUACUUGGUGGGAUGCUCUCUGAGCUCAUUACUAAUUGGACAAUCUACUCUAACAAAGUACUCCACCGAUUUCUAGUAGCAACAUCUGUGACCCUGCUGGUGGUCAUCGCAAUCAACUUGGCAGUGGGAAUUCUCCCACACGUUGAUAACUUUGCUCACAUCGGAGGAUUUCUUUCGGGAUUCUUUCUUGGUUUCAUCAUUUUGAUCCGUCCACAAUAUAGUUGGAUCACCCAGAAAUACACUCCUCCCGGGUUUACAUCAUCUACUGCUAGGCCUAAAUUUAAAAUGUAUCAGCGCACGCUGUGGGUGGUUUCUCUGAUUGUCUUGGUCACUGGGUAUUUCAUGCCGAUACUCUGCACCUUUGUUCUCUAUUUACAACUACCGUAUUGUUGUGUAUAUAGGACUUCUAAUCAUGGGUUUGGCUUUGAAACAUGUAUUUGUUUGAUUCACGAUAGGUUUACUCUGGGAUUGAUCAUGCUCCUCCGAGGCGUCAACGCAAACAAUUAUUGUUCCUGGUGCCACUAUUUGUCCUGUGUCCCAACUUCGAGAUGGAGCUGCAAGACAAGCCCUUCAUUCUGCAUUACAAGCCAAUCAGGAAACCAGUUCAACUUGACAUGCUCGGACAGUGGAAAAUCCCACGUAUACACAUUGCGUGGUGCUACCAAUUCUCAGAUUGAGGGGCUGUGCUCCGAGGUUUGCAGUUGAUGGUCUCCCUGCAGUCUGAUCGUCUGCAAUAAGUUUUUCAGCUGCCACUGCUCCUGUGAGAUUCACUUGGACUUAUUGGAAGAUGCUUCUUGCUCUUGUAAAGAAUAUUGUUCUAUUUCUUGGUGAAUUCACCACCAUCGACCUUUGCUCGCUCAUUGUUGAUUUGGAGUUCGAGAAAGGCCAGGAAUGAAAGGAAAGAUAUUUCUUGGA